Rhinichthys klamathensis goyatoka is the source of this 2934-nucleotide messenger RNA. It is a transcript of the gene marchf7, whose product is annotated as membrane-associated ring finger (C3HC4) 7. The coding region runs from base 152 to 2440 and encodes 762 amino acids. The transcript is spliced from 11 exons. Gene Ontology annotation, molecular function: zinc ion binding. Lineage: Eukaryota; Metazoa; Chordata; Actinopteri; Cypriniformes; Leuciscidae. The record is from RefSeq and is a predicted model, not a curated record.
GCGGCUGUCAAUCAGCCUCCGCGAGCGACGAUACGCGUUUCCUGCGGGUGUCCGCUUACACUUUAAACCACGUGACCCUCCCUAUAUCAACACACGGACGCCAUUAAUAAUAAAGGCAGAGAGACGGAAAAUCAGAGGGUACAGUUCAGAGAUGGAUUCGAAGUCUCGUCGUUUUCCGUUUGCUGUCUCCAGCUCUUCCUCGCUGUCAUCACCCUCCUCCUUGUCCUCUUCAUCUUCAGCGCUCAGUGCGAGUCGGCUCUAUGGCAGAGGGAGCGUCUUGGGAAGAGAUCGCUUCAGCAGGGAAGCUUCUGUCAAGUUAGACUCAGAUUAUCAGAGCUCCCGUCUGCUGAGCUCGCCAAGAGGUUACAGUUCAACUGAAAGCCGUCACUCCAACUGGAAGCUCUCUACUCCCAUCUCCCUUUCCUCCUCUUCCUCUUCUUCAUCUGUCCAUGAUCGGUCAUGGACCGAAUCCACCAGUGGGGAGAGAGGCAGACUUACAGACUCUGAGAGAAGACUGGGAACCUACUGUGGACUUCUUGGCAAAUCCCAAGACACAGAGUCUAAAAGAGCAAAACUUUCUUACACAAAUAGAGCAGGAAAUUCCAGAUCCCCAUCCACAUCUAAACCUACCAACCUAGCCAACUCCUACUCUACUUUAGGACAUUCUUCGUGGAAAACCACCAUUAGUCCUUUGUCUAGAUCCUCCUCCUCCUCAUCUUCUUCGUCCAUUCCAUCAGAGGGUCCUUGGGCCCGCAGGGAUUGGGAGAAGAGGGGGGAUUUAGGACUGACCUCACUGGGGGAGUCUAGUUAUCGGCCUAGUGGACUGACAUCUUCAUUGUACCGUUCAGAGCGUGUUACAUCCACCUAUGCACAAGGUGCUCGACCCAAAGAGAGCCAGUACUCAUCCUACAGAGAGAACAGUUCAUCUAGUCGCCGUAUCCAAAACGAGUACCUCCCCUCUCCUCUGGAGCGCAGCUCCCACAGGCUGACCACAGAUUACAAGUCUGGUCCGUUCUCUCGCGAUACACCACGCACUAGCUCUACCAGAACCUCCACCUCUGUGUCGGACUCAUCCCACCUCUCAUCCUGGAGCUCCACCCCUUACACACCCCUUACUGGCUGUAGCUCCAGCCCACCUUCAUCUAGCCCCACUCCACUUCCUGCUCAGAAUGGCGGCGACUCAGACGGCAGGCGAACAACCAGACGCCUGCUAUCUCGCCUUUUCUCCCGACGCUCCAGUCAGGAGUCAAACUCCACCGCCAGCUCUGCCUCUGAUUCAAGGUCAUUUGACUCUAGCCCAGAUGAAGCCCUGCCCUCUGAAGCCCCCCCUCCAGUCAGUAGAGAAAAUUUGGAAGCAGAGCUGAGGAAUUCCGACCCCGUUCAGGCGUUUUCGUUCUUGCGCAGACGCGGACCAUCUCUCGCUCCCGUCAGGGAGAGCGCUGAUGUAGGGCCCGAACAGGAAUCGCUCAGGCCUCAAGCGGGACUGUCCUGGCUGAACUGGAACCGCUGUACCCCACUGUUCUCUCGUCGCAGGAGGGAGGGCCGUGACGAAAGCGCCCGAAUGGGACCUCAUCGUUCACCCCAAUUCCCUGGCCGAGAUGGCAGUAAAACGCCUGACCAAGGCACACAUUGUGAAGGGGAUGAUGAUGAUGAUGAAGAUGAGUCCUCAGAGGGUGCUACAGCAGCACCCUCUUCUGGAGCCUCGGGUCUUUCUGCAUCGCUACUGCAGGACGGAGCCCGUCUGGCUGGACGGAGCCAUGGCAUUGGCCGGGUGAUGACCAGCCCGCUCUUCCGUAUGCCUGAGAAUGUACUUAUUGGUGUGGGAGUAGGAGCAGAGGGGAGGAGUCAAACUGAUGAGCAGACAAAAGACAAGCCCGCCCCCUCCAGAGACCCAGAGAGACUGCGAAAGAUUCAGGAGAGCCUUCUGUUGGAGGAUUCUGAUGAGGAGGAGGGGGAUCUGUGCCGAAUCUGUCAGAUGGGGGAGCAGUCGAGUUCCAACCCUCUGAUCGAGCCCUGCAAGUGCACCGGCAGCCUGCAGUAUGUGCACCAGGACUGCAUUAAGAAAUGGCUCCACUCCAAAAUCAGCUCUGGUUCUAACUUGGAGGCCAUCACUACCUGUGAACUUUGUAAGGAAAAACUGCACCUAAAUAUUGAGAACUUUGACAUCAAUGAGCUCUAUCGAUCUCAUGAAAGGUCAGAAUAUGAGUUCAUCAGCUGUGGGCUGUACCUGGUGGUGCUCCUGCACCUGUGUGAGCAGAGGUUUUCUGAUGUCCUGGGUGCAGUCAAUGAUGCUGGGUUUUUCAACUUGGCGAGAACUCUACAUGAACACAUGGACAAUCUUGAAAGUUCAUAUGCAGAAUCUGAUGAAGAUGAGGCGGAGGACAGCAGACCGUCCAUCGACUUCUGUGACUUGGAGGAUGAAGAGGAGGAGGAGGUUUAAUCAGUUGGCAGGGAGGAAGGAGGCGUGGCUUAGCAGUUUGUCUCUCAGUCUCCUCUCACUUGCUGUUUUCGACCUAUGUCCUCCUGUUUAAAGUGACUUUAGCCAACAUCUGAUUGCCAGCGUAACCACUGUCCCUAGCCUAUCACAAGGCUUUCAUAAUAUGCAGUUAAUUCAAGUUUAUGGGAGAUGUUUGGAUCCUGUUAUGAAUUUUAUUUUUCAUUUUUUUCUGUUUCGCAUCAGAUUGGUGAGCACUCUAAAGCUUUCAGUUAAAAAAAAAAAAAUGUCCGGUGAACUGACCACCAUGAGUGCUUUAAAAAACUAUGCUUAGAAGCUGGUUUGGGGAAAGAGAGGAUCUUGGAAGAUUCAUGCUCUUAAACUGGUGAAGUUGAGGAACGUUCAUCCGCUCAUUUAUACAGUAGGGCUGCUUGAAAAGGAUGUGAUGUUUGGUUUCAAUAUCUUGAUGAUUUUAAAAAAUAAAUAAGACCCUUCAUUUC